UGCUCUUACAAAAUCACCCACUCCUCUUUACACUCUCCACCGUUGGCGCCGCCGUCUCUCCUUCUCCACCGGCAGCGCCGCCAUCUUUGCUCCUCCACCGUCAACUGCCGCCUCCGUCGUUUUACUGUCCCCACCGUCAGCGCCGUCAUCACCAUUUUUCCGGCACCAGCAUUGCCCCCCCACCUUCAACUCUCCCAUCUACCAAUUUCAGGAAGCUUCCCUUUUAUUGGAAUUACACAUUCAAAUCAUAAUUUGUUCCUCUCAUCAAACCAGGAAUAGAAGGAGACAGAAUUGAUAUUGCCUAAAAUGUUCUACUUGAGUGAAAUUGAGCACACAUUGCGAUUGCCACCUCACCUCCUUGAUCUUCCUCUCCACGAUGCAAUUAAGGGAGAGCUUGAGGGUCUCUUUUUAGAUAAGGUUAUUGCAAAUUUGGGGCUUUGUAUCUCUGUAUAUGAUAUAAGGUUCAUCGAUGGCGGCUUUGUCUUUCCUGGAGAUGGUGCUUCAACAUACACGGUGAAAUUCAGACUGAUUAUGUUCCGUCCAUUUGUGGGAGAGGUUAUAGUUGCAAAACUAAAAGAAUCUGACUCUAACGGUUUACGCUUAUCACUUGGUUUUUUUGAUGAUAUCUAUGUACCUGUUCAUCUAAUGCCAAAUCCAUCCCAUUCUGAGCCUGACCCAGAAAAUAAGGAACAAAUCAGAUGGAUAUGGGAGUUUGGACAAGAAAAUUAUCCUAUAGAUGGAAUAGAUGAGAUUCGAUUUCGUGUUCAGAGCAUAAAUUAUCCUUCCAUACCAGUUGAACAAGAAAAAGAAAAAAACCAAGAUGAGCGAGAAAAAGAAAAACAAGCAAAACCAGAUGAACGAGAAAAAGACAAACAAAAACAAGGUAUACCAGAUGAGCGAGAAAAACAAAAACAAAAAAAAUCAAUACCGAAGCCAUUUGCUCCCAUGUUGAUUACUGGUUCACUUGAUGCUGAUGGUUUGGGCCCCAUUUCAUGGUGGAUUUAGUGGUGCUGCGUCGAAUCUAGGUGGUUUGUUUGGAAUUUUAAAGAUUCCAUAAAGAAGUAAAUGAGUGUUAGAUUUUUAGCUUGAGAUAUGCUUUUUACUUGGCCAUCAGGAAAAUGAACCUUAGUCAUAUUCAAUUAAAGAUGUAUUUAGUUGGCUCAUAUUUUGUGUU
This is a messenger RNA of Camellia sinensis, 1174 nucleotides long. Its product is annotated as RNA polymerase Rpb7 N-terminal domain-containing protein. The record is from RefSeq and is a predicted model, not a curated record. Gene Ontology annotation, biological process: transcription initiation at RNA polymerase III promoter; DNA-templated transcription. NCBI's taxonomy places the organism in Eukaryota, Viridiplantae, Streptophyta, Magnoliopsida, Ericales, Theaceae. Gene Ontology annotation, cellular component: RNA polymerase III complex.